AUGGCGGAGCAGCCCGCCGAUCCGCUGUUGACCGCCGCCGCAGAUGGAGACGAGCACGCUCAGUGCUGGGCCACGUUCGUCAACCCGCUCGCGACCUUCCUCGACCAAACGCUAUCCUGGUGCUUGGCGUCCGUGGCCCAGGAUCGUGAGUCCAAGCUCGAGGCUAUCGCGGACGACAUGCUACUCCAGGCGGCGCUGGGCCGCUCAGAUCUCGAGUGGAAAGACGCGAGGCGGCUGCUGAACUUCGGCGGCAUGCCCAACAAGGCGGGAGGGGCCCAGGCUGUCCCUGUGCGGCAGCGUGCUGACGGCUCGGCCAUCACCUUCCACAGCGAUCUGGGCGACGAGACGCUGUUGCACUUCGCGAAGAUCGAGUUGGUCACUGUGAUGGACGCUUGCAGUAUGGUCGAAAAAUACAUUACUUCUGCCGCGCACGCGCUACAGGACAUGGACAUGGACGACCGCAGCUUCAUGUCACUGUUGGACCUCGUCCGCAAGGUCAAGGCCUCCAAGGGGGGCAACGCCACAGGUCCAGACUCCCUGCCCGACGGCCUGCACAAGGUCGCGCCAUGGAAACUGACCCGCAAUUGGUUCCCGGUACUGCUGAAGGCGACGCUGGAGGGUCAGGGGCCUAUCCAGAUGAAGGGCGGCCAGGAGGAGCCCGUGGGGGAGGCCGCGGGGGAGGCCGCGGAGCAGGCCGCGGAGGAGGCCGCGGGGGAGGCCGCGGAGGCGCCCGCGGAGCGGCCCGCCGCGGCGGGCUGCGGCGGGAAGGGCGCCGCGGUGGCGGUCGCCGUCGUGGCCGCGCUCGCCGCGGCAGGCCUGGUGGCGUGGUCGGCGGCGCCAGCGAGCGUGCGGCGGGGGGCCGUCGAGGAGGCCAGCGAGAUGCUUCGCCCCGCCAGACACAUGCUGCAGCCCAGCAGGGCCAUGGAGGCCCCGCGGCCGCGGCGAGCUCCGAGCGGCAGCGGCAGCCAGGUGGAGGUGCAGUUCUUCUGGCUGGGCGACCUCGCCAGGUGCGUGGGCGUGGACGGCGGCCUGGAGGCCGCCGAGAGCGGGGGCAGCCUCGUGCUCACCAGCUGCGCGGAGGGGCCGCUGGGGUUCCUGAUGCCCUCGGAGGGGGACCUGCUCCUCCGGGUUGCGGUGGCGCCCUCGGCGUGGAUCACCCCAGCAACACCUCCAAGCUGUACCUGUCGAGCUGCAGCGAGGCCGGCGAUGCAGCGACGAGCACGCGGUUCUUCUUGCAGGCGUCGGCCGGGAACAGGAGCACGGGCAGCGUGCGGGAUGUCGACAACGCGAGCAGCUGCAUGGGCAGCGCGGAGGGCACGGUCGGCGCGCCCGUGGAGAUGCACGAGUGCACGGACAAUGUGA
Messenger RNA from Prorocentrum cordatum, 1362 nucleotides. Lineage: Eukaryota; Dinophyceae; Prorocentrales; Prorocentraceae. The record is from the annotation of a GenBank genome assembly.